Molecule: messenger RNA, 1132 nt
Organism: Copidosoma floridanum
Lineage: Eukaryota; Metazoa; Arthropoda; Insecta; Hymenoptera; Encyrtidae
Biological process (GO): spermatogenesis
Source: RefSeq, a predicted model, not a curated record
AGUCAAUCCCUCAUUCUAAUAUUUUUUUCAUUUCUGAACUCCGAGAAAUAUAUAUCGGUGUGAAAAUUGACUCACUGGCAGCGUCACACCUCGACACAUAUCCUAAUACAAACAUUGAAAUAAUAAACACGAUUAGUUUGUCGUUUACCCAUUUACUGUUCAUAUUGGUUUGCUUGAUAAACAAACAAUGCGUGAUUGUGCCUCUAGAAUAUAAAUCUAAAAGUUAAAAACAUAGUUUAUCGAGUGAAUAUUAGUUAUUUUUUAUUCUACCGUAUUUAAAGUGACAAGAGUAACAGGAAGAGGUACGAUAUUUAAGGUAUCCCAGAUAAAUCUCGGAGAAAUGUCACCCGAGCCAAACCAAGAGUCUGUCGAUGAUUUGAAUACGGUGCAAUUGAAUGGUGCUAUAACAAGGAUGCCAGAGACUGACAGCGAGGAUGAGGACACUGGUAUGAGUGCAGGUUACAUGCCUCUUUCUCAGAUCCCUGUCGAGGGCGAACCACUGGAUGACGAGGACGACGAGGAUGAUUUUGGAUGGUCCUCUGCACCGAUGGAAGCAGAGCCAAACGUUUUAGUGCCAAACGAUCAUUCGGAUGUAGAUCCGGAAACAUUGGAGGUUUGGGCUUCGACGAGUAAUGCGACAAACAUCGACAUGGACGCGGACAAAAUAAGUCAGGUCAAGUCAGCCAUGGCUUCCUUUACUCUGCCCAGCACGGCAAUUCCUGAGUGGGCAAACACAAUAUCGGAGGAUCGGUGGAAGGAGCAGCUUAUCCACAGAAUAAAGGAGAUACAGAAAGAUAAAAAGUAAUACUUGGCGUCCUAAUUUUUUUUUUUAUUAUAAUUUUUUUUUUUUUCUUUAUACGUAAUUGUAAAUAUUUAACUUUGUUGAUGAGAAUACGAAAAAUUAGAUACAAAAUCGUGAAAUGUGUUUUUUUGUAUACGCUAAUAAUAGUCUUGUGUAUGAUGAGGGCAUACAUUAUGUAUACUCAUUACACAGAAAAAUUUUACGUCUGUUAAAUAAAUUAUGUAUAAUGUUACAAGAAUACAUCGUAAGGAAUUUAAAAAUCUGUUAAAGUAUAGAAACCUUAAUCGUAUUCAUUAAAAUUAUUGUACUACUAAGCCAAAAAAAGUACUG